AUUUUAACAGUGAGCUCUGUUUUAAUAGUUCUAUAUUGCUCUAUAAUUGAUGUAUUGAGCACUAUUUUAACAGUGAGCUCUGUUUUAAUAGUUCUAUAUUGCUCUACAAUUGAUGUAUUGAGCACUGUUUUAACACUGAGUUUUGUUUUAAUAUUUCUAUAUUGCUCUACAAUUGAUGUAUUGAGCACUUUUUUAACAGUGAGCUCUGUUUUAAUAGUUCUAUAUUGCUCUACAAUUGAUGUAUUGAGCACUGUUUUAACACUGAGUUUUGUUUUAAUAUUUCUAUAUUGCUCUACAAUUGAUGUAUUGAGCACUUUUUUAACAGUGAGCUCUGUUUUAAUAGUUCUAUAUUGCUCUAUAGUUGAUGUAUUGAGUACUAUUUUAACACUGAGUUUUGUUUUAAUAUUUCUAUAUUGCUCUAUAAUUGAUGUAUUGAGCACUAUUUUAACAGUGAGCUCUGUUUUAAUAGUUCUAUAUUGCUCUAUAGUUGAUGUAUUGAGCACUAUUGUAACAGUGAGCUCUGUUUUAAUAGUUCUAUAUUGCUCUACAAUUGAUGUAUUGAGCACUAUUUUAACACUGAGUUUUGUUUUAAUAUUUCUAUAUUGCUCUACAAUUGAUGUAUUGAGCACUAUUUUAACAGUGAGCUCUGUUUUAAUAGUUCUAUAUUGCUCUACAAUUGAUGUAUUGAGCACUAUUUUAACACUGAGUUUUGUUUUAAUAUUUCUUUAUUGCUCUACAAUUGAUGUAUUGAGCACUAUUUCAACAGUGAUCUCUGUUUUAAUAGUUCUAUAUUGCUCUACAAUUAAUGUAUUGAGCACUAUUUUAACACUGAGUUUUGUUUUAAUAGUUCUAUAUUGCUCUACAAUUGAUGUAUUGAGCACUAUUUUAACAGUGAGCUCUGUU
Molecule: messenger RNA, 903 nt
Organism: Lottia gigantea (owl limpet)
Lineage: Eukaryota; Metazoa; Mollusca; Gastropoda; Lottiidae
Exons: 1
Source: RefSeq, a predicted model, not a curated record